GGUUUGUUCUGUUCGUCUGUCUAGUCGGUGUCCUGUACGUUGUCGAUUCAAUUGUUUUACCCAUGGGUCAACAACUAACUACUCCUUUAAGUCUGACUUUAGGACAUUGGAAAGAGGUCACGAAACGGGCACAUAACCAGUCAAUGGAAGUGCGCAAGAAAAAGUGGCUGGCUUUCUGCACCUCUGAGUGGCCCUCCCUUGAGGUCAGAUGGCCUCAGGACGGCACUUUUAACCUUACUAUUAUUUUACAGGUCAAAGAGAAGGUUUUCCAACCCGGGACCGCAUGGACAUCCGGACCAAGUGCCUAUAUUGUCACCUGGGAGAGUCUCUCCCGAGAUCCCCCAACAUGGGUUAAGCCUUUCCUUUCCUCUUUAGGGGCACAGACCCCGAAACCUGGCCCCGGGUCUUCUUCAACCCCACUCGUGCCCUUACCUUCGGCGCUGCUCACUUCUUCUUCCCUUCUUCCCCUGAAUGAACCACCUAAGCCUAUGCCAAAAACUCCACCAGUUCUCCCAGACACUCAGGAAAAUCUUCUACUUCUAGACCCUCCUCCUCCGUACCCUCCUCGGGUCCCACCACAGUUGGUUCAGGAACCCCAGGACCCUGAGCCACCCUCCCCCAACUCCACCAAAAUGGGAGGGUUAGAGCCCUCCUCCUCCCUACCCUCUACUUGCCUGUGGUUGCGGAGGGAACGUGCCGGUGGCCCGGAGGGUGUCUGGUCCUCUCAAGCAUUUCCUUUAAGGUUGAUGGCCGGCCAGAUUCAGUAUUGGCCAUUCUCCACCUCCGACCUAUACAACUGGAAGACCCACAAUCCCUCCUUUUUCCAAGACCCCCAAGCUUUGACCAGAUUAAUUGAAUCCAUUCUACUCACUCACCAACCCACCUGGGAUGAUUGUCAGCAACUUUUACAGGCCCUCCUCACCACGGAGGAAAAACAGCGAGUCAUAUUAGAGGCUCGUAAAAAUGUGCUGGGAGCAGAUGCCAGGCUGGCCCAACUGCCUAACAAGAUCGAGGACGUCUUCCCUCUGACUCGCCCGGAGUGGGACUACAACACGGUGGCCGGUAGGGAGCGACUGCGUCUCUAUCGCCAGACUCUGUUAGCGCGUCUCAAAGGGGCAGGGAAGCGCCCCACCAAUUUGGCCAAGGUACGUGCGAUUAUCCAGGGUCAGAAAGAGACACCGGCAGGGUUCUUAGAACAUUUAAUGGAAGGUUAUCACAUGUAUACCUCUUUUGACCCUUUGGCCGCCUAACGCCAGUUGGAUGUAAUUAUGUCGUUAUUCAGACAAUCGGCUCCCGAUAUCCGAAACAAAUUACAACAACUGGAUGGGCUGCAAGAGUAUACAUUACAGGACCUACUAAAGGAGGCAGAUAAAAUUUUCAAUAAAAGGGAAACACAGGAGGAAAAGGAAGAAAGAUUAUGCAAAGAGCAAGAGCGGAGGGAGGACAUCUGGGACAAAAAGCGGAAUUGAGAAUUAACCAAAAUUUUGGCCACAGUAGUGCAAGGUGCAGGGCAAGGUAGGCCAGGACAGAAUAAGACCCUGGGAGACAAGAGAAGGCCCCGAGUAGAAUGAGACCAAUGUGCCUACUGCAAAGAAAAGGGACACUGGGUUAAGGACUGCCCUAAGGUGUCUCAGGAAACUAAGAAAAAGACAGUUCCAGUCCUGCCCUUGGGGGAAGACAUAGGAAAGUCAGGGCCAGGAACCCCCCCUCAGCCCAGGGUAACUCUUGACGUAGGGGGGCACCCGGUGACCUUCCUGGUAGAUACGGGAGCACAACAUUCGGUGCUGACCGAGGCCAGGGGGCCUCUGAGUUCUAAAACUUCUUGGGUCCAGGGAGCUACUGGGGGAAAAUUGUACAGAUGGACAACUGAAUGAAAGGUCCAUUUGAACACCGGACAGGUGACUCACUUGUUCCUACUGGUGCCAGAUUGCCCAUACCCCCUAUUGGGCUGGGAUUUGCUUUCAAAAGUGGGGGCCCAAAUUCACUUUCAUGAUAAGGGGAUUUCAGCCACCAGCCCGGAAGGGCAGCCCCUUCAAAUACUGACAAUACGCCUAGAGGAUGAACAUCGAUUGCUCAAAAAAACCCCAGCUAAUACAACCUCUCUAGACCCCAAGUGGUUAAUGGACUUUCCCCAAGCUUGGGCAGAAACGGCCGGAGUAGGAUUGGCUGUCAACCAACUGCCCCUAAUAAUUGACUUAAAAUCCUCGGCCACCCCAGUGUCAAUCCGGCAGUAUCCUAUGAGCAAAGAGGCCAAGGAGGGCAUCAGGCCCCAUAUAGAGAGACUGUUGCAGUUGGGCAUCUUAAAACCGUGCCACUCGCCUUGGAAUACCCCCCUCCUCCCAAUAAAAAAGCCAGGCAUGGGGGACUACAGGCCAGUGCAGGACCUAUGGGAAGUUAACCGAAGGACGGGAGACCUGCACCCUACUGUGCCCAAUCCUUACAACCUGCUAAGUACCCUACCACCAAGUCAUCAAUGGUAUAUGGUACUAGACCUUAAAGAUGCGUUCUUUUGUUUAAGACUGAGUCCUCAAAGUCAACCCCUGUUCCCCUUCGAGUGGAAAGACCCGGAGGCCGGACUUUCUGGACAACUCACUUGGACGAGAUUGCCACAAGGGUUUAAAAAUUCGCCUACCCUGUUUGAUGAGGCCCUGCACCAGGAUCUAGCAGCCUUCCGAGUCAACAACAUCAGCAUAGUCCUCCUUCAAUGUGUGGACGACCUGCUUUUGGUGGCAGAAACCAAACAGGACUGUCUAAAAGGUACGGGGUCCCUGCUAAAAAAAUUGGGGGAAUUGGGAUACAGAGCCUCCGCGAAAAAGGCGCAAGUGUGCAAAAGACAGGUGACCUAUCUGGGAUACCUGCUAGAAGGUGGUCAGUGGUGGCUAACAGAGGGCCAGAAACAGACAGUUGCCCUAAUUCCACUACCCAAGAGCGCCCGACAAAUGCAAGAAUUUCUUGGCAGCGCAGGCUUCUGCCGACUAUGGAUACCAGGAUUUGCGGAAUUAGCAGCACCUCUGUACCCCCUCACUAAACCCAAUGCCCCCUUUAUAUGGGAAAAAGAACAUCAAAUGGCGUUUGAUCAAAUCAAAAGGGCUCUAUUGUCAGCCCUUGCCCUAAGCCUCCCCGAUGUGACUAAGCCCUUCACAUUGUACACUGAUGAACGAAGGGGAAUAGCAAAGGGCGUCCUGGUUCAUAAACUGGGACCUUGAAAAAAGCUGGUGGCUUACUUCUCAAAAAAAUUGGAUAAUGUGGCCGCUGGUUGGCCCCCAUGUCUGUGCAUAGUGGCCGCAGUGGCAGUCCUUGUCAAAGACGCAGAUAAAUUGACUCUAGGACAAUCCCUCACCGUGGUGGCCCCCCAUGCCAUUGACACCAUCAUCCGGCAGCUGCCAGAUAGGUGGCUCUCCAAUACCCGAAUGACUCACUACCAAGCCAUGUUGCUCAACCCGGAGCAGAUUCAGUUCGGACCUGCCACCCCCCUGAACCCGGCUAUCCUGCUCCCGGACAUGGAGCCCGGCGCCUGGGUACCUCAUGACUAUCAUCAAAUCCUGGUUGAGGCCCAUGGCACCCAGGAGGAUCUGACAGAUCGGCCGUUACCAGACGCGGAACACACCUGGUACACCGACCAGAGCAGUUUUCUACAAAACGGUGAGCGGAGGGUGGGGGCGGCCAUGGUGGAUGGACACUCCAUAAUAUGGGCAAGCGCCUUGCCUGCGGGAACCUCGGCUCAGAAAGCCAAGCUUGUGACCAUCACACAGGCCCUUAAACAAGCUAGCGGGAAAAAAGUUAACAUCUAUACUGAUAGCCUCUAUGCGUUCGCUACCGCCCAUAUACAUGGAGAAAUUUACCGAAGAAGGGGCCUCUUAACCUCAGCAGGAAAAGAUAUAAAAAACAAGACUGGAAUUUGAGACCUCUUACAGGCGCUUUUCCUACCUAAAAAGUUGAGCAUAAUUCACUGUCCUGGACACCAGCGGGGAAGUGACCCUAUAACAAGAGGAAAUAAAAUGGCGGAUGAGGUUGCUAGAACGGCUGCGGUAGGCCCGCAGACUCUACACCUGAGUACUGCAGUGGCCCAGCAUACGCCAGACUGCGGGGUCCUCCCCUUCCCCUAUUUAGAUCAAGAUUUGGAUGAAAUCCAGUGGCUUGGGGCAGAUUACGAUGAACAAAAGGGAGUUUGGACACUCCAGGACAAAGUUGUCCUGCCCCACAAAAUGGCCCAUGAACUAAUAACUCGACUCCAUAGUUGGACUCAUUUGGGACAUAAAAAACUAAAAAUGCUGCUGUGACAAAAAGAUCAACCUUACUUUAUCCCAAGGCUUAACUCUCUAGUUCAACAGGCCACCGAGUCCUGCAUUCCCUGAGCGAAGGUCAAUGCAGGGCGCCUCAAGCUGCCGGAAGGAACAAGGUUCCAGGGGGAUCGACCCAGAGUCAAUUGGGAGGUAGACUUCACCGAGGUUAAGCCAGGAAAAUAUGGUAACAAGUAUCUCCUAGUUUUUGUAGACACCUUCUCUGGGUGGGUGGAAGCCUUUCCCACCAAACGAGAAACCGCUCAAGUGGUUGUCAAAAAAAUCAUCGAGGACAUCUUCCCGCAAUUUGGUCUCCCUCAGGUAACUGCGUCUGAUAACGGGCCUGCCUUCGUCUCCCAGGUAAGUCAGCUGGUGGCCAAAACGCUGGGGAUAAACUGGAAAUUACAUUGUGCUUAUAGGCCCCAAAGUUCAGGACAGGUAGAACGGACAAAUAGAACAAUUAAAGAGACCUUAACUAAAUUAGCUAUGGAGACUGGCACUAGAGACUGGGUCCAACUCCUCCCUGUGGUCUUGUUCCGGGUCCGGAACACCCCCUCCCACCAUGGGUUAACCCCAUAUGAAAUAUUGUAUGGGGGACCCCCUCCUGCCGCAAACCUGCUUGACCCUAUACUUGACCCCUUUAUUAACGCGCCUAAUUUGCAGGCACGACUAAAGGCGCUCCAGAUCAUACAGAACCAGAUCUGGAGACCUCUAGCUGCGGCCUACCGGACCGGGAAUGCAUCAGUCCCUCACCCCUUCCAAAUCAGCGACUCUGUCUGCGUCCGAAGACACCAGUCUAAGACUCUCGAACCCCGCUGGAAUGGCCUCUACUCUGUACUGUUGACCACUCCGACAGCUCUUAAGGUAGACGGAAUCACCACCUGGGUUCACGCGUCCCACAUCAAGCGAGCACCAUUGGGAGCUGAAAGAGCCUCGGGUAAGCCAGCACAAUGGAAAUUGCAACGCACUCAAAAUCCGCUCAAGCUAAGACUUUUAAAAACUGUGUAAUGUUCUUAACUUUGCUUGCCUCAGCUGUAAUGACUGAAAAUCUCCAUGCCCCCCAAAACCUUACUUGGCAGAUAGUGUCAGCCUCGGGUAGCAUUGUAUGGUCCUGUAGCCACCUCGCACCUGCUUGGACGUGGUGGCCAUCCCUUACCCCGGAUUUGUGUGCAGUGGUGGAUAAUCUGGAAACCUGGGAACCCCCAGAGUUCAGAAUAAACAUGGGUGGUGGGGGGCCUACUGGCGCACGACUCGGCACGGGAAGCAACCUCCAAUACCUGGCAGGGUGCUCCACGACCGAUGCGCGAACCUCCCUCCAAAGUCUUGAUUUUUUUGUGUGCCCCCAGAGGGAUAAGGGGGAUCCUUACAAACGUAGCUGUGGCGAGCCAGAACAUUUCUACUGUAAAGCUUGGGGUUGCAAAACCACAGGGAACACUUACUGGAACCCCUCCUCUAGCUGGGAUCUCAUUAGGGUCACGCGGGCUCUGCCGAGGGGGGGCCAACCCACAGUGGCUAACCCCCUAAACAUAACCUUUACCAGCCAUGGGUGGAACAAUCGGGAUUGGAUAAAAGGUAAACAAUGGGGCCUCCGGCUGUAUCAGCACGGCCAUGAUAAGGGUCUCAUUUUUACAAUCCAGCUGAGUAGAAGAAGCCCAAACCCCGUGUCAGUAGGUCCCAACCGUGUUUUAACAAAACAAGGACCCCCGCUAGGGAAACACGGUAGGGGAGUAGCCGCCGGGUGUCCAGCCGCUCCGCCGGCCUCCUCCCCGCAGGCAGCCGCCCCAACCCAACCAACCCCGAGCACCCAUGGGUCUGGGGCACCCUCUACCCCGACUCAAUCUCUCUUGAAUAUCAGCAGGUCUGGAGUGCCCCCUCUAGCAACCAAACUUCCUUCACCAACUGAGCAAAGACUGCUUAACCUCAUUAAAGGGGCUUAUUUUGCUAUUAAUCUCACCAAUCCCAACCUAACCUCCUCCUGCUGGCUUUGCCUGACCUCCAGCCCACCUUAUUAUGAAGGCAUAGCUGUUGCUAGACCCUAUAAUGCUACCAAAAGUACUCAAUGCUCAUGGGAGAAGUCACGACCCAGGCUCACUCUAACCCAGGUUUCCAGUAAAGGAACAUGCCUAGGAAAUCCUCCCCCAUCCCAUGCCCAACUGUGUAAUGUUACCAUCCCCAGUGCAAAUCUAACAACCUAUGCCCAUGUUAGUCCAGGCUAUGGAAACUGGUGGGCUUGUAACAAGGGACUUACCCCAUGUGUGUCUCCCUCGGUCCUUAGUACCACCCGGGAUUUUUGCAUUAUGGUACAGCUAGUGCCUAAAAUAAUUUACCACCCAACCAACACCCUAGAAGAUUCCUAUGAUAGACACCCCACCCGCUUUCGUAGAGAGCCAGUUUCUCUGACCCUAGCAGUCCUAUUAGGGCUCGGAGUUGCGGCUGAGGUUGGAACUGGAACAGCAGCCUUAAUCCAGGGUCCUCAAUAUUACAAUGACUUAAAAAAUGCCAUUGUUGAGGACAUAUAGGCCCUGGAACAAUCUAUAACUAGGCUGAAAGAAUCCCUCACUUCCCUGUCCAAGGUAGUCUUACAAAAUAGGAGAGGGCUUGACAUACUCUUUCUCGAGAAAGGGGGCCUUUGUGCGGCCCUUGGUGAAGAGUGCUGUUUUUAUGUCGACCACUAGGGAGUCAUAGAAGACUCCAUGGCAAAACUAAGGGUUAGGUUGGACAAAAGACAUAAAGAUCAAGAGGCCCAACAAGGAUGGUUUGAGGGUUGGAUCAACAAGUCCCCGUGGUUAACCACUCUCAUUUCCACAGUCACAGGCCCCCUUAUUAUCCUCCUCCUAAUUUUAACUUUUGUCCAGUGCAUCCUCAAUUGGUUGCUGCAGUUCAUCCGGGACCGGUUGUCCAUCACGCAGGCCUUUGUGCUCACCCAACAAUACCAGGGUCUCAGGGACGGCGCUGACCUUUAGAUUUUAGGAUUAAAAUCUCUCCAAAAAGAAAAGGGGGGAAUGAAGAACCUUAAAAAUCAAACCAAGAUGGAGUGACUUAAGCUAACACUAUUAAAAACAAGAAGUCAUCUUUGCCCCAAAUAAAAUUAAAGUUUUAAAAUUAUAGCCCUAAACUUUUCCCCCCAAAGCUAAAAUUAGGUGCAGCUAUAAAAAUAAGGGACCCUAUGCUUAACUAGCUGCGACACUUGUGCCUGGCUGUGCUAAGACCUAACACAGUUUGUAUGCCUCCUAAUACUCAAAUAACGGUGUGGGAAGCGGGAUGCUGCUCUCCCUCCAGGGGAAUGAAGGGAGCGAGGUCGUCCCCCUCAGGGUGAACAAGAUGACGCUGAUAGGGAAAGGAACUGCUAAAGAAGUAAACAACAAAAUGGUGACAAGGUGCAUGCCUCCCAUGUGAUCCCAUAGCUGAUUGGAUAGAAGACGCAUGCCCUUCACAUGAUCAGCUCACGGAUUGGACUGCUGUGUGCAUGCCUCCCAUGUGAUCCCGUAGCUGAUUGGAUAGAAGACGCAUGCCUUUCACAUGAUCAGCUCACGGAUUGGACUGCUGUGUGCAUGGACACUAUAGAGCUUUUGAUUGGUCGCUGCGGGUAUAUAAACUGUGUGGCUUUGUGCUGGGGGCCCUCUCUGGACUCCCAAGUUCAGGAGGCCCAUCUGCGCAGAUGCCGAA
This is a messenger RNA of Oryctolagus cuniculus (rabbit), 7946 nucleotides long. The record is from RefSeq and is a predicted model, not a curated record. NCBI's taxonomy places the organism in Eukaryota, Metazoa, Chordata, Mammalia, Lagomorpha, Leporidae.